Pundamilia nyererei is the source of this 4823-nucleotide messenger RNA. Its product is annotated as mucin-19-like. Gene Ontology annotation, cellular component: cytoplasm; nucleus. The coding region runs from base 398 to 4147 and encodes 1249 amino acids. Lineage: Eukaryota; Metazoa; Chordata; Actinopteri; Cichliformes; Cichlidae. Gene Ontology annotation, molecular function: microtubule binding. The transcript is spliced from 18 exons. The record is from RefSeq and is a predicted model, not a curated record.
GCCUUCCCCGUUCACUCACACACACAGCGGUGACGGGAUAAUACACAACGCAUGAAUGUACUGUGCAGCAGGACGAGUGUGUGAGGAGGAGGAGGAGGGUGGUGUGUGUGUUUGAGGACAGUGUGAAGCGAACGAGCUGAAGGAGCUGAAGGAGCUGAAGGAGCUGAAGGAGCUCCCACCAAUCUUCUGUUUUUAUGCUGGAUGUGUUUUUGCAGCACUGCAGGCUGAGAAGGAGAAGAACUCUGGAACGUUUCCAGGUUCCUGAAAAAUGUUUCGGAGCCACGAUGUGAGGAUCCGUCAGAGCGGUCGAGCCUUCGUGGAAGCGUUGGGGUGUGACUGUGUCGGUGGAAAGAGCGCAGCGCUGUGACGUCCUGACCGCGAACUUCCUGCCCUCGAGAUGAGCGCCUCCGAGCCCGCUAACAGUGUCCCCGUCAGGGGCGCGGGCGGCAUGAAGCUCCCUCUCCACAGUGCGGGAGACCACAACGGGAAUGCUUUCCCAAUUUCAUCUUCCUCCUCUUCCUCCUCUUCCUCGUCCUGCCUCGGGGAGUCGUCUCCUGAGUCGCUGCGGAGUCUGAGCGGGGGCCGGACCGACAGCCCGCUGGACUACGACAUGUUUGACGUUACCCUGACGACGGUGAAAACUGUGACUCUGAAGUCUGUCGUUUCAGACUGGGCGCCCGAGGAGGAGCGUAACCCGGACGACGGCGAUGACGGUGACGACACCUCGUUGGGGAAAUCUCAAACCGUGACGGAGUCCAACGACAACUCCGUGUCUGUUUACCUGGACGCCAACGGCGACGACUACCACCAGGACAGCUGGAACGACAACCUGACACUCGCCCGAUCGCUGACAGGAAACGGCGGCCUCAACAACGAGGACGUCAGCAGUGGAAGCAGUAACGGGAGAAGGCGCAGCUCCUCACCUCCAGACUCGGACGCAACAGAAGUCCCUGCUGAUGAUGAUGAUGAUGAAGAGGAGGCGUUGUUUGUGUCUGUGAGCUCUGAUGUGGACGUGCAGAGAAGCAGUGCGAUGAUCGCGAGCUCAGGUGGUCGGUCAGGUGACGGCGUCCAGGUGACGGAGGUUGAGGUGGGCGGGCCUGCGGUCCACUGUCCUCCAGAGCCGUCCACAGGACGUCACGCAGAUCCUCCAGCCUCUGAAGACCUCAGUGAAGACACACAGAUGUCGACUAAAGAUGUUAAGAAAACGAGCUCUCCUCCACCUGAAGAGGCUGAAACGGGUGUAGUGGGCUCCAAACCUCCGCCCUCCCAGCCUGACGUGAGUCUGGCAGCAAGACCCAGACCUGCUCCCAGGUCAGCCGCCUCCACAGCUGCCAAACCGCCCGGUCCAGAAGCAAAGAGGGUUUCCAGAGUGGACUUAAAAACAGUCAGAGCUAAAGUGGGAUCACGCUCCGCCUCCUCCCCACCGAAACCUGCCACCCAGAAUAAAUCUGCCCCGUCCAAUGGGAAGAGAGCUGUGGUGAGGAAGGAGGUGCAGGCUGGUGAUGGAGGUAAAAGACAGCGGUCGUCGGCAGGUCCCAUCAAAGUGGCUGUGAUCAGAGCAAAGAGCAGGAACAUCAAGCCAAACCACAGGAAAGCAGCCGGGGAGCCGACCGUGCCGCAGGAGAAGAGUUUAUCCGUCAGCCGAACCCUGUCCACUUCGACCAGCUCGCUGGGCUCAGAGGUCGCUGGGGAAAAACGCCUGAAUGCUCCCAGGAAGGCUGACCGGGACGUGCCCGAUAAAUAUGGAAAACCUGAUGAGGGGGAAGCAAAAUGCCCAAGUGAGGAGUGUGUGGAGGGGCAAACGGAGGGCUCAGGAGAGGCUUCGGUGUCAGCAGCCGCUGUGGAGAAACCACGGACGCCUACCAGGAAAGUCUCCUCCAAGCUGGGACCCAGCCCCAGGCCUCAGGGAAGAGGCACCAGAGCAGACCGCGGGCCCUCAGGACCAGCUCCGGGCUCAGGGACCGGACCUCCAGGUCAGGGGAGCCCCGGACCCAGGCAAGCCCAGACGGAUGGCUCCACGCUGGGAAAAGGUGGGCCGAGUGCUGGGAGUGGAGCUCCAACCACCAAGAGUCAGGCACACACACGCUCGUGCUUGCAGCAUAUCCUGUGCUCCUCUGAAGGUCAGGGAGCACAUCUGGUCGGGUCGGAGCUCACAGAUGAUCCGUGUCGUCUCCUCUGCAGCUUUCAGGCUGCCGUUUGUUUUCUCAGGUUAGGAGCUGAGCGUCCUGAUGUUGGUCGUCCUUCAGCAGCUCGGCUCACAUCAGGACUCAGUCGUCUCCAGCUUCAGCUUCCUCCUCUGUGCAUCAAAAAGAAGAAACCAGCAGCUCCAGCAGCUCCAGCAGGGGCCGUACCAGACGAGCCGCCCAGCAGAAGCACACUUCCUGUGGGCAGCCAGAGUGCAGCAAAGCCCUCCGUCUCCAGCAGCAGCACCAGUACUCCCAGUGACGCUGUUACAAACGGUCCCAGCACUGCUGCUCCAAAACCUCCCGCCCUGAGGAGCAGAGCUGUGUCUCUGCAGGCCAGGACCUCCAGCACAGGUCUGAAGCCUCCGACGAUCACCAACCAGAACGCAGCAAAGACGGCGCCCACAAAGUCGAGCCCCGCCGCCGGUCAGGGGCUCGCGAAGCAGGCGGUGCAGUCCCCGUUACAGCGCAGCGGCUCGGCGAGGGUCAGCCGGCUGAACGGCGCAGUGGAUAAAAACAACAAGCCGGGGAAAACGCCAUCGCACACCGGCAGCAGCUCGCAGACGGCAGCAUCCACCGGAGGAAACAACCAGAACCUGCAGCUGCCUCCGCCCGACCUGAUACCAGAUGAUGUGAAUGCUAACGCACCAGUGGCACCAGUUCCUCCAGUGCCUGCCACUAACGCCACCAAUACUGCCACGUCAGGAACCGCCGGACCCUCGACUCUCGGUUUGAAAGCGAGAACCGGGCCACGAUCCGGCCCCAGAGCCGGGUCUCGCCUUCAGGGCGCGUCCAGAGCUGGCAGCCAUGGAGGCGCGGUGGCGUCGGACGGGACGAACGCCAUCAAACAGAACCAGAGCAAAGAGCAGGCAGAGAAGAAGAACCAGGCCAUCGCUCAGCUGAGGAAGCUGCUCGUGCAAGGGAACAAAAGAGUGGAGGCUCUGGCUACAGUCAUCCAGCAUCUCUUCACGGAGCGUGAGGAGACCCUGAAGCAGAAGAAGGAGCUGUCGCAGGAGCUGGCCAACCUCCGGGACGAGCUGGUCGCGUCGUCGCAGUGCUGCGAGCGUCUGCAGAAGGAGAAGCAGGAGGCGCGCGUCGGCUUCGAGGAAGCGCUGACGAGGUUGCGGGAGCAGCACCGGGAGGAGCUGGCACAGCUGGAGGAAAGGCUGACCAGUUUUUACCAAACGGAGUGGGACAAGGUCCACCAGACGUACCAGGAGGAGGCGGACAAAUGCCGCGUCCUGAUGGAGAAGCAGGUGGAGGAGCUGAGGAGCCAACAGGAAGUGGAGAGGAAGAAACAGGAAGUGAGUCACAGCCAGAAGAUGGAGUCUCUGAAACAGCAGUACAAGGCCUCAAUAGAAGAGAUGAAGACCACCCAUCGCUCCGACCUGGACGUUCUGGAAAAAUCCCUGCAGGACACCGAAGCUUCUCUCUCUGAAAAACUCUCCGAGCUCACGGCGGAGAAGGAGGACCUGAGCGAGAAGCUGCGAGCCGAGGAGGAGAGGAGGAAGAGGAUGCUCACCGACAAGAAUCUGAAGGACUCGCACACCGUGUACCUGGAGAAGGAGCUGGAGAGUCUGAAGGUGGUGCUGGAGAUCAAGAACAACCAGCUGCAUCAGAAGGAGAAGAAGCUGAUGGAGAUGGACAAACUGGUGGAGACAAAUGUGAAGCUGGAGGAGUGUCUGAAGAAGGUGCAGCAGGAGAACGAGGACUACAAGGCCAGGAUGGACAAACACGCCGCGCUGUCCAAGCAGCUGUCCAGCGAGCAGGCCAUACUGCAGCAGACGCUGCAGAAGGAGUCAAAGGUCAACAAGCGGCUGUCCAUGGAGAACGAGGAGCUGCUGUGGAAGCUGCACAACGGCGACCUGCUGGCGAGCCCCCGCCGCCUCUCGCCCACCUCCCCCUUCAGCUCGCCCCGGAACUCCGCCUCCUUCACCACAGCUGCGCCGUUAUCGCCCAGAUAACCCACCGCCCCCCCUGCGCUCCCCCCUCCCGAGUCGGAGCGGCGCCGCUGGACAUGAAGCCAUCGCAGACUUGUACAUUUUUAAAUAAAGAUCUUAUUUUGAAAAGACGCUGCGGCGGCACCGACGCACUUAAACCAGAUCGCGGCCCCGGGCUGAGCUCGCCGUCUCGGAGCGCCCGGUCCUCCCGGGAGCGUUCUUCCUCCUCUGAAGAAACCAGCAGGCACGCCUCAGGGUCUGUACAUAGCUCCUCCUCCCUGACCGCUGCUCCGCUCGCCUCCUCGGGGGAAACCUUGGAUUUGUGGAUGUUUGUGGAAACGCUCCGCCUCCAAAGAGCGAAGCUCAAUCAGCGUUCCAAUGGGACGGAGACACGCCUCCCACAGACCUCUGUCCUGUCACGACCUCGACCUUAACCUGCUUUGUGGAAUGUAAUCACCCGUGGACGUUCGACGUAGGGGGCCGGCCUCAGAGCCAAAUAUGCAGACCUCCCCUCGCGCCCUGAAAUCACCCGGUGCCCAAUCAGAUGUCUGCCCUGCCGUGCCCCUCCCUCACUGACACACUGGCCUGUUUUACUGUUUCUGUUGUUUGUCCUGAAAAACCUCAGAUUUACCCAGAAUGCCUCAGUGUACAAUGUUCUUUUUUGUUGUUUUGAACAGAAUAAAUGCGACAUGACAUCAUA